UUGAACAACAACAAUAGCAACAACAAUAACGCGACUCACUCCCCGCACACACUCCCGACCUCAGCAUCCAUCACAGUAACACAAACAACAAUAUCACAUUCAUCACCAUGUCAGCCCCCAAAACCGGCAUCAAGGUCGUCAUCGUAGGCGCCGGCUUCGGCGGCCUGACGGCGGCCAUCGAGUGCCACCGGCAGGGCCACGACGUGGAAAUCUACGAAAACUUCCCCGAGCUCAAGACGCUCGGCGACAUCAUCUCAUUCGGCUCCAACGCCGGGCGUAUCUUCUACCGCUGGUCAAACGGCAAGGUCGCGCAGCGGCUGCGCGAGCUGUCGAUCGACCUGACCACGUACGGCUUCCGCAUCCACAAGUACGACACGGGCGAGGUGGUCUACCACCAGAAGACGCCCGACCCGAUCCCGGAUGCGCCCGUGUUCAACGGCCACCGGGGCGAGCUGCAUGAGGUCGUCUUCAACUACGCCCGCGACGAGCUCGGCAUCCCGAUCCACCUGGGCCAGCACGUCGACCAGUACUUUGAGGACGACGACAAGGCCGGCAUCGUGCUGAAGAGCGGCGAGCGGGUCGUGGCGGACUUGGUUAUCGGCGCCGAUGGCGUCAGGUCCAAGGCGAGGGAGCUGGUGCUUGGCUACGUGGACAAGCCCAAGAGCAGCGGGUACGCCGUGUGGCGGGCGUGGUUCCCCAACACCGACAUGAUCAAGGACCCGCGCACGCGCGAGUUCUGCGAGAACGGCGACACGUUCAACGGCUGGAUCGGGCCGGACGUGCACUUCCUGUUCAGCACCAUCAAGGGCGGCAAGGACUGCUGCUGGGUGCUGACGCACCGCGACGAGCACGACAUCGACGAGUCGUGGUCGUUCCCGGGCAAGCUCGAGGACGUCUACAAGGUGCUCGAGGGCUGGGACCCCACGUGCCGCGCCAUCGUCGAGAAGACGCCCAGCCUGGUCGACUGGAAGCUCGUGUACCGCGACCCGCUGCCGACCUGGGUGAGCAAGCACGCCCGCAUCCUGCUGCUCGGCGACUCGGCCCACCCGUUCCUGCCCACCAGCGCGCAGGGCGCCACCCAGGCCAUGGAGGACGGCGUGACCAUCGCCGUGUGCCUGAGGAGGGCCGGCAAGGCCAACGUGCAGGCCGCCGUGCGGGUGCACCAGGAGAUCCGCUACGAGCGUGUCAAGGCGGUGCAGAAGACGGGCGAGACGACGCGCGACCGGUGGCACAAGACCGACUGGGAGCAGGUGGCCAAGGACCCCAAGAGCAUCGCCUUCCCUCGCGAGGACUGGAUCCACUUCCACGACGCUGAGAAGCACGCCGAGGAGGUGUUCGACGAGGUCUUCAAAAAGGUGACCCAGCCGGAGCUGUUCAAGGAUGUUAAGCUGCUCCCCGUGGGACCCAUCUCUGUGGCGGCAUGAGAGCUGGUGUGAGGAGGUUUUGCGUGGAGAGUGCUUGGGUGAAGUUUUUGGUAGUGUUGCUGCAUGCUUUGAGGAUGGACGGGGUGUUGUUCAACAGCCGAGUGGUCUAGAUAUGC
Molecule: messenger RNA, 1540 nt
Organism: Thermothielavioides terrestris NRRL 8126
Lineage: Eukaryota; Fungi; Ascomycota; Sordariomycetes; Sordariales; Chaetomiaceae
Exons: 3
Coding region: 108-1424 (438 amino acids)
Biological process (GO): secondary metabolite biosynthetic process
Molecular function (GO): FAD binding; monooxygenase activity
Source: RefSeq, a predicted model, not a curated record